This is a messenger RNA of Puma concolor (puma), 2289 nucleotides long. Lineage: Eukaryota; Metazoa; Chordata; Mammalia; Carnivora; Felidae. The record is from RefSeq and is a predicted model, not a curated record.
AUGGCUUGUGGGGAGGGUCUGAGCCACGCCUCUCAACCCUCUCACAAUGCCUAUGCAGCCAGCAGUCCCGGAUUUGGGCUUGGGAGUGAGGACGACCAGCCCCCAUCCCCGUGGCUGGAGCACCCGUCACCUGGCUUAUACCCCCCUGCAUUGGACGGCCACCCCGGGGCACGGGAGCAGCCUCCCUCUACAGCAGAAGGUCUCCGAGCCCAGAGGACAGUAACACCCUGGGUGAAGCGCAAUCUAGAAGCCCACAAGCGCCAACACCCUCAGGACCUCCAUCUGCAGGCUGGCCAGGGCUGUUCCGGGGCUGUGGUGGGGGUUGUGGCCGGAGCUUGUCCUGAACCCACCGCCCGUGACCCCACACCUUCCUGCACAGCCAUGGGCCUAAGAGCAGGUGCCCAGGUGAGCCCAGGCCUCGCCCUCCUCAUAUGGCUCACCGCCCACCGCUCUUGUCCCCAGGCCCAGGGCUUCUCCCAGGGAGGGCUGGAUGCCAGCAGGGCUGACCUGUGGGCCAGUGCCAACGCUUCCCUCCUGCACAGCUUCUGGUGCCAGCCGGCCAGCCAGCUGCCCCGGGACCAGCUCUCCGCUCUCAUCAGGGCGAUGGCGACUCGCCGGGUCCUCCUCAGAGCCUGGCAGCUCAGCUGCCUGGCCAACCUGGCCGCGCUGCACAGCCUCCAGGACGACUUUGAGCUCCACCCGCCGGACCUGCUGCUUUUCUACAACCUGACACAGGUGAGGGAAGCCGACUGCCGGGCCUUCAUCCACCGUGCCGCCCAGGGGGACACGGAGCUGCUGGCCAACCUGCCGGACCAGAGGGCCGCCCUGCAGCGUGUAGCCUUGGCCUGCCUGGGAGGACCCCGCUUGCGGCUCAGCGCCUCUGACCUGCUGCUCCUCGGGGUCCUGGUGUGCGACAUGGACGCGUCCAGCAUCGUGGCCGCGGACCCCCGUGUGCUGCAGAAUCUGCAGCGCUGCCAUCGGCUGACCGCCCCCCAGCAAGCCGCCCUCAACACGCUGCUGGCCAGUGGGGAGACCACGCUUGGGCCUCCGGGUUCCUGGAACCUAGAGGGGCUGCGGGCUCUGGGACCCCUGGCCACCUACAUCAGGUCCAGCCUGUGGAUGCAGGUGCAGCAGGCUGUGGGCCUGGACUUCUUCGGCAGCACGGUGGCCACAUACCGAGCUGGGCGGCUUAGCCAGCAGGACGCCAGGCGCUUCGUCACUGGCUUUCUGAAGGCCAAGGCUGAGUCGGUGUCCUCUCGGCCCAAGCGGGGCACAGGGAGACCCUGCCUCCGCGGGGACAUCACGGCGGCCACGCUGCGCGACGACCUCUUUCUGGUGCACUAUGACUGCAUGCAGCUGGAGUCCUGCCUGGGGAGCCACGUGCUCAAAGCCAACCUGGACCCCCUGCUGCAGCACCCGCUGCCGGCCGAGUGCCAGCGCGUCGUCAAGGCCAAGCUGGCUCGGGUCUACCCGCGCGGGGUCCCCGAGGAGCAGCUGCCGCUCAUCGCCUCGCUGGUCUACCUCUACUCCCGCUCCGAGAUCGGCCAGUGGAACGUCACGUCCAGAGACACCGUCGUGGCCCUGCUGGCCUCAGAUGUGGCCCUGGAGAACCAGACUGAGGCUGUGCUACAGAAGUACCUGGACCACAACGGCACCCUCACCGGCGCCCUGCUCGUGGCCAUCGGGGGCUCCCGCCUCUGCUGGAUGAGUGCCAGGCAGAUCCAGGCCAUCAGGCCCUCGGAGUUCCGGCUGGCCGGGGCCCUGGAUAUCUCCUCCUGCCCUCAGAGCCGGAAAGACGUGCUCUACGCCAAGGCCCGCGAGGCCUUCGGCAGCACCAGGACCACGGCUGCGUAUUACCGCUUCAUGCGUCCUUACCUUGGAGGUGCCCCCGUGGAGGAGCUGCGGCAUCUGGUCCAGGCGAACGUCUCCAUGGACAUCGACACGUUCACCAAUCUGAACCCCCGUGUGCUGCAGAGCCUGAGUGUCGGCAAUGUGACGACACUGCUGGGCCAGAACGUGGGGGACCUACAGAAGGCACGGAGCCACCCGACCAUCAGCUCUUGGCUGCGCAGCCUCAACAGGUCGGCCCUUGGCGAGCUGGGCCUAGACACGGACCCUGCCGGCCUCAGCGGCCCAGGCCGCUCCACCACUGUCACCCCCAACACCACGCCCCGGGGGCCCUACCCAGCCCCCACGUCAGGCCUUCUCAGGCACAGCGCCCCCGCCUCCGGUUCCAGAGGUGGCACGAGAAAACCAGACCCCCAGACCAGUAAACGGGCAAUGGAGUGA